Molecule: messenger RNA, 4500 nt
Organism: Coregonus sp. 'balchen'
Lineage: Eukaryota; Metazoa; Chordata; Actinopteri; Salmoniformes; Salmonidae
Source: the annotation of a GenBank genome assembly
UAGUGACAAGAUAAAUAGCAAAUCAUAGCCGAAGGAGGUUUUUUUUUGUCCAAUGGACGUUUAGGACGUAGUAACUAAUCUUAUAAAUAACAAGGUGAGAGCUGUCAGUGUACAUUGACUGCUGCGGUGAGCUAGGUAUCGUGGACCCCGUGUGUACUGUAACAUUAAGGUGAGUUAGUAGUUUGGUGUUUAAGUAUGACAUAGUAUUUUGUCAUUUCGGUAUGAUUAUAAUCGCAUUGUGAAUAUUUUGAAAUGUCCUGUCUGUAUUGCGGGGGCGAAUAGAAAUCGUUAGCAUGCUAGCCAGCCAUACAUUGUAGGUGAAGUGGACGGCCAUUCAAUGAUUUCUUCCGAAGAAUGACAUUUUACAGUGAAUGUAUUCGUACUGUAGAAUUCUUAACAGAGAAGUGUGUACAUGGGCAGCCGCGUAUACUGCUGGGAAAUAAACAUGCAAAUGUUAAUUUGCGAAACCAUGCAUGUUGGUGUACAACCGAUCGCUGCGGUGACUCUUCAGCAAAAUGUCUGACUUGCUGGUCCAUAUCCGGGCCUAGUGAACCAGUGCAUGUUUUCAGUCAUUGUGGAUUCAUGUCCCUGAGGAUUGAGAAGGACGUUUAAUAAUUUCUAUCAAAUAUAGUUUGCGUUCUGUACCAAAUGCAGCGUCCUUGUAUUUAAUUCCUGUAUUGGUGUCUGUGGGUCAUUUUUGACCUUCACGUCUCGAGCUGGCUAGACAACUCCUCCCACCAAUCUGCUAGCAGUGUCUGUCUGAAGUAUAUUACAUUUAGCUAGCUAUGGCUAACAAACUACCCAGGUUAGCCAACUAGCUACCGUUUCAUGCUUUCGGCUUUUUGCAAAUAGCUACUACCCUCACUGCAUGUGACAUGGGUUUAAUAAGCCCCAUUCACCCAGGGACAUUUGAUUUGGGAUAGUUUAGAUUUUCCCAUGGUGAAUCCUUCAGUUGUCAUUCGUGCUAAUGUUAACGUUACCUGCCCAGGGGCAGAAUUGCCACGGGGAAAGGGUGUAAUGUACUAAAGCAUGUGGUAUCUUUUACAAUGAAUGUAGCUAGUUUGAUUUUUACUUAUUCAAUCAUAGCAUCGCUAAAGGCUAGCUUGCCUGUCUGGGCUUCAUGUGCACUGUCAACUACACUACCUCGCUACUAAUGCAAUUGGAUUAACUUGCAUUAGACAUAUCUGGAAUCGAAGUUGAUCAUAGCUUAGCUCCCCACUUACAGUAAGUAUUAGUGUUUUGAAAAUAUCGUGUUCUUUAAUGCUGCACUGUCAUUUGCUUUGGGAUCUUGCCACAUUCAAACAAGCCUUGCUAUUUUUCAUGCAAUUACACUUAAUCAACAAAUCGUAUGACCUGGGUGUGAAGAUUGUAACUUGAUUCUUUAUUUGCGCACAGUUGUAACCUCUUGAGAUUCUACAAUCAGAUUUUACCACAGGACCUUAGUCUACCUUUUGCACAUCCUCUGCCCUGAUGCACAUGGGAAAAUGCUUGACUGGUUACCCCUACAGGUCAGGUCAUACCUUUAGCAGUGUAGAGCUGGUUUAGGUGGUGGGCGGUAGCUAAGAGUUGUGCAUGCCUUCCAUUGUAAACACUUUUUUUCUUGUCCAAACGACUGAUUGUGUGCUGGAAGAAGAGACCUGUUAAAUGGCUGGGGAAUUUCAUGGUGGUGCAAAUUAGCAGUUAAAAAAACGUAAUUUGUCAUCUCUCUCCACAGGCACAAGCCAUGUACGCCUGCGCUAAGUUUGUCACCUCACCUGCUGUGGUAUGUAUUCUUUGAAACUACAAUGUCACUGUUUGAUCCUCUGCCAGUUGUGCCUUAUCAGUCUAGAUCUAGCUCUUACACACACCGUCUUGUUUAGCUAAAAGAUGUGCAGCAAAUUAAUAUAUUUCGUAAGGAAUGUAGCACGUGAUGAGAAUGCAUUUAGGUUUUUUAGAAAAAAGAUUAAUGAAUUUGAUGGGAAAGAAUAGUCUAUGACAGUGUUACCUGUAUGUAUGACCAGUGGUCUGCCGGGAAUAAGUUGGGAAACAUCACUAUGUAGGCUAUUAGCCUCUCACCUUGUAGGCUAAUCUAACCCUACAGUACUCAGUCUUUAGUAAGGACAAGAUUUGGAUUGAUCAUGACAUUGCCAUUCUACCAGUCUUCAUGCCUCUGUAAUCCUCCUAGACAUUAGACUAUUAGAUGCAACUCUGUCAGGUCAUAAUCUUGGCGUGCUCCAGAACUCACCUCAGGGUAAUCUACAUUUGGCAGUUUGUUAGUAAUGAUUUAUAAUUAGAGCUUGUUACAAGCUUUUAAGUCUGUCUAGGAGUCUGAUGUGUAGUUGUCUCUUGCAGCUGCGUGGGGGGUCCAGAGUCCUCGCCCGGCCAGUCUCGGUCUCAGUCUUCAACAGACCUGAAGCCAGAAGUGAGCAGCAGGUGAGCCUCUCUUCAAACCAAAUGUAAACCCUGUGACGGUAACGUUGCUAAUAAUUCUGUGCUUAGGUUUGUGUGUAAACCUUUUGUCAAUUGCCCCUUUUUGUGAUAACCUGAAACUAUUAGAUUAGGCAAUUUUAUGUUCAUAAAGUUUGUUUCUUUUCAACUCAUCACUAACCCAUAUUGCCUUUUUAGUUGUAUUCAUCCUGAACACCAGGCUAUUUUAAAUCCCUGUCUGGCUAAAUACUAAUGUGGCCAGUGCUGUAAAAAGGACUGGUAUCCAGGCUAUGUGUCCUUGUGACCAUUUCCACGGGUCCCUUCAGGGCUCUACAGUGUGACCAUUUUACUCGCAUAUCAGCCUGACUAUUUUGUUAUGCAACCUGGAAUUUUUAUUUAGGAGCACCAGUGUGCCUAGAAAAAUGAAGGACUCUAGCUUUGUUACCUCAACUUGCACCUACAUUUUUAAACUUAGGCGCACACAUGCUCCUUGUGAAAAAUAAAUACAUCAUCAUAGAGCCCUGCUCUUGUGUUGACCUUUCUUGACUGGUAUUUUGAGCAGCACUUUUUUUAUUUUACACCCCUUUUUUUUUCCCCCCAAUUUCGAUCUUGUCUCAUCACUGCAACUCCCCAACGGGCUCGGGAGGCGACAGUCGACUCAUGCGUCCUCCGAAACAUGACCCGCCAAACCAUCCUUAUUAACAACUGCCCGCUUAACCCGGAAGCCAGCCGCACCAAUGUGUCGGAGGAAACACUGUUCAACUGACGACCGAGGUCAGCCUGCAGGCACCUGGCCUGCCACAAGGAGUCGCUAGAGCGCGAUGAGCCAAGUAAAGUCCCCCCGUAACUCGGACGACACUGGACUGAUUGUGUCCCUAGCCCAUAUCUGUUAUUACUUGACCCUUCUGGUAGUCUGAGAACUGGCAAGGUGAAGGCAAUAGGGAGCUAUGAGCUUCCAUCGUAUUAGAGGGGGAGGGUGGGCUAUUUAACAAUAAGGCACGAGGGGUUUUUGUAUAUGGCCAAUAUACCACAGCUAAGGGCUGUUCUUAUGCACGAUGCAAAACGGAGUGCCUGGAUACAGCCCUUAGCCGUGGUAUAUUGGCCAUAUACCACAAACCCCCAAGGUGCCUUAUUGCUAUUAUAAACUGGUUACCAACGUAAUUAGAGCAGUACAAAUAAAUGUUUUCUUAUACCCGUGGUAUACGGUCGGAUAUACCACGGCUUUCGGCCACUCAGCAUUCAGGGCUUUCAGGUGGCCUCAGAGGCUGAACUGGAACGAUGUUCUGAUUUUGACCGCUCUGCACCCUGCAUCUUCCCCAGGCCCUGUUGCCUGUCGGUGAGGCCUCUCUUCUGACCCGAGGGUUCAAGACCAGCGCUGUCUCCAGGGACAUCGACACUGCCGCCAAGUUCAUCGGUGCUGGAGCCGCCACAGUGGGAGUGGCCGGAUCAGGGGCUGGAAUUGGAACAGUGUUCGGCAGCUUGAUCAUCGGUUAUGCCAGGUAACUGAUUAACGAAAAGGAUUCAUUCCUUUGUUCGUGGAAGUGGGCAUAUUCAGAAGCAAAAUCGGAUGCAGCAGAAGAAUCGUUGUAAUCAGUGAUUAUGUGGGUGGCAGAGAAAUGCUCAAAUUUUACCACAAGAGUAUUGAUGAAGCGUGUGAGCUGGUUCAUUUUAAUUUGGGUUCAUAUCAUUAACAAACAAUUUGCUGCUGUCGUCCAGCCUAAAUCUUAACUUUCAGUCCUCUCCUCUUUCUCUCUCUGACAGGAACCCCUCCCUGAAGCAGCAGCUCUUCUCCUAUGCCAUCCUGGGCUUUGCCCUGUCUGAGGCCAUGGGGCUCUUCUGUCUCAUGGUGGCGUUCCUCAUCCUGUUCGCUAUGUAAUUUAGUCACACCCUGUUCCCAUCCCUGUCACCUCCCUUCUCCCAGGGGAAUCGGAACUCUUGAUGCGAAGCUCACGAGGCCAUGGCACCGCCAUUCCAAUCAAAAUCUACGACUACAAAUCCUGCCUUUUUAUGUUCCCCUUUUUUCCAGAAGUUUUACAUAUGAGUUCACUUUGGUUUAGACUGUCUGUCUGAAUAAAUGGUUGGGAUAACUAUAAA